Anisakis simplex (herring worm) is the source of this 186-nucleotide messenger RNA. The record is from the annotation of a GenBank genome assembly. Lineage: Eukaryota; Metazoa; Nematoda; Chromadorea; Rhabditida; Anisakidae.
AUGACCAUAUUCGGUUGGCAAAUGGCAGCAAUUAAGUAUGAGAAAGACCGUGCCGCGAAUAUGAUGUUGCCAAACUAUAAUCAGUACGGUAGAUUUGACAUUCCAACAUAUUACGAGAACUUUUGGCAGAGCCCAGAAGAACGAUUCUACACGGGUUCGUUUUCGACUGGAAUAAUCCACAGAUAG